This is a messenger RNA of Aspergillus nidulans FGSC A4, 1128 nucleotides long. RefSeq lists its product as uncharacterized. The transcript has 2 exons. The record is from RefSeq and is a predicted model, not a curated record. NCBI's taxonomy places the organism in Eukaryota, Fungi, Ascomycota, Eurotiomycetes, Eurotiales, Aspergillaceae. The coding region runs from base 1 to 1128 and encodes 375 amino acids.
AUGGUAGGAACAAAGGGCGCUACAUCCACGUCAGCAAGCGCCAAGAGCACUCCUAGAGUGGCCGAAGCCCCUGUUCAGUUCUCAAAGAGUACAUCCAGCGCCACUCCAGCUCCCUCAAGCACUAUCUCAAAGCCAGCUGCAGAUGCUUGUUCGGCCACAAAUCCCAGUUGGGAUGUUCGUGCGAGUCAAACAAACUCCUCCGGUUUGACUGCACCCGCCAAAGUUACAACCCAGUCUCCAUCUCCUCGUGCUUCUUCGCCGGCCAUUGGUGUAUCGGCAGAUAGUACGAAUGCGGCACCUUCGACUCGCAGCACGUCAACUACCUUUGAUUCAUCUGCAAAGGGGAGAAUUGGUGCUGUCUUUGGGUCGUCUGGCCCGGAAAUUAGUGCCCCUGCAAAAAGUACUAGCGGUUCUGGUUCUGGACUGUUCAGCCCUUCGGUGGACGCAUCUACAAGGGAUACGGGCCCUUCUGGCUCUGGACUGUUUGGCGCCGUGUCCGGUGGCCCUGCAAAGAGUGUUAGCGGUUCUGGCUCUGGGCUGUUUGGUUCUAGGGUGGACGCAUCUACAAAUGAUACGGGCCCUUCCGGCUCUGGACUGUUCGGCGCCAUGUCCGGUGGCCCUGCAAAGAGUGUUAGCGGUUCUGGCUCUGGGCUGUUUGGUUCUAGGGUGGACGCAUCUACAAAGGAUAAUGGCCCUUCUGGCUCUGGACUGUUUGGCGCCGUGUCCGGUGGCCCUGCAAAGAGUGCUAGCGGUUCUGGCUCUGGGCUGUUUGGUUCUAGGGUGGACGCAUCUACAAAGGAUACUGGCCAUUCUGACUCUGGGUCUAGUAUAUUUGCAAAGAACACCAAUGGUUCUAGCUUUGGGUCGUCUCGCUCUCUCUUCAAAGCCCCUACAGAUGGUACUAGCGGUUCUAUCUUUGAAAGGUCCGGCUCUCCAUUCGGCACUUCUGAAAAGAACACUAGCAACUCUGGCUUUGGUUCGUCUGGGCCUCUAUUCGGCACACCAACAAAGAAUAUGAGCGAUUCUCUUGCAGGCUCUGUCGACAACCCGUUCUUUUCUUCCGUCUCACAGGCUAAAGAUCGGGUUGAUCCUACCACAUUCCCAACUACCAAGAACCAGAAAUGGUAG